UGUGCAUCAACAUGCCGUUUUGCACGCAUGUAGUGCUUCACGUUUGUCACCACAUGUUACAGACCCUCUGGAACCCCCCGUCAUCAUUUCUGGAAGCUGACGCGGCCCACAAGCCUGAGAACAGUGAAGGUCGCUUUUUCUCCACUCAGUUUACUAGUAACAAGGGCAUUUCUACUAGUAGCAAGAAGCUACUUAGUAGCUCCUGGCCUUACUAGCAAGAAGCUACCAGUAACAAGGGUAGGUUCUCCGGUGGGAAGCCCCGUGUUCUUCUCCUUUGCCUUGUCCAGGCCUUGUCUGGGUCUGCUUAUCCUGCUGGGCCGCGUUGUCAGCCCUUUUAUCGCCUCGUCGUCCGAGCCUUGUCCGGCUUCCCUUUUCCACCGCCUUGUCCGUGUGUGUUUUUCUGUCGCUGUGAGUGCAACAGUGAUACAGUGUUUCGAGUUUGAUAACGUCCGCAGAUUUUCUCUUGACAUCAUAUGUCCCCUCGCUUUUGCACAUGUGAUCCAGGAAUCAGGAACAAUAGGAAUAUAGUUGCUAUAUUCAGAAACUUCUAUGCUGAUGCUGGUAUAAUUUAUGGUUUCUGCCGCCCCCGUUUCUGACCUUCCACAGAGCUGUAUUGCCUCCGUCUGCAGAACAUCCUUGGACGUUGGCAGAUGCUGCUCUGGAAUAUGGACGUGACUUGACGAAGUUCUGGUGCGAGCUCCCGCAGCGCCUCCGCGAUCCGGAAGAGUCCGAGCCCGACAUUUUCAACGAGGUGGUCCAGUCGCCCCGUCGGUGCCAGCGCCACCAUCGCAUGCUUCGGAGCUAUGCGCGCCACGACUAUGUGGAGCUGCCAAGGAUUUUGGAUUCGGUCGGGUUGGGUGCCACGAUGGAACCUGUUGUUCUGGAUGUGGGCGGAGGCACAGGGACUCUGGCAAAGCUCAUCUUGGAGCAUUUGCAGAAGAGCCAUCCUGAGGUGCAGGUCUUGGUGCUUGAUUUGCCAGAGGUUCUUGCCCAGAUCGAGCCCUCCGCCGGACUUUGGCUGUGUGAAGGCGACUUGCGAAGCGAGUGGACAGUGCCAGCGGUGCCUUCCAUGGUGGUCAUGGCUCGUGUUCUGCAUGACUUCCAUGACAGUGCUGCUCUGGAGAUCUUAAGCAAUGCCUUCCAAACUUUGAAGCCAGGAGGGCAUCUUAUUAUAGUGGAGUUCGUUCUUCAAGAUGAUGGUGGAUCUUCUGGUGGCUUAUGUGACCUUCACUUGCUAGCUGUGACUGGGGGCCGUGAAAGAACGGCGAAAGAAUUGCAUUUGUUGGUGGAAGCAGCAGGAUUUGUAAACUUGGAAUGGCACGACAUGGUGUCACUUCCAAGUGUCCUUGCAGCAGAGAAGCCAACAUGA
Molecule: messenger RNA, 1369 nt
Organism: Durusdinium trenchii
Lineage: Eukaryota; Dinophyceae; Suessiales; Symbiodiniaceae
Source: the annotation of a GenBank genome assembly